Messenger RNA from Brassica oleracea var. oleracea, 1629 nucleotides. RefSeq names its product protein indeterminate-domain 9. The coding region runs from base 141 to 1436 and encodes 431 amino acids. Gene Ontology annotation, molecular function: DNA-binding transcription factor activity. The record is from RefSeq and is a predicted model, not a curated record. Gene Ontology annotation, cellular component: nucleus. The transcript has 4 exons. Lineage: Eukaryota; Viridiplantae; Streptophyta; Magnoliopsida; Brassicales; Brassicaceae.
UUUUUUUACUUGAUUUAGUAGAGAACUGUGAGACGAGUUGAAGCGUGUUUCGGUAUAUUUCUCUGUCCAACUCUUUUGCCUUCUUACUUCGAAACUCUCUUUACCUCUUUCUCUCUCUCCUCUCUCUCAGCUAAACCAACAUGAUAAUACCAGAUGAUCCUCAUCUCCUCUCAUUCCCCAGCUACGUCCUUCACCAAGAACACAUCACCCCGAAUCCUAACCCUAACCCUAAUCCUACCGCCUCAAAGUCAAACAAAAGGAAAAGAAAUCUCCCGGGUAAUCCAGAUCCAGAUGCAGAAGUCAUCGCUCUAUCGCCAAACUCGCUCAUGACGACGAACAGAUUCAUAUGCGAGAUCUGCAACAAAGGAUUUAAGAGAGACCAAAACCUUCAGCUUCACCGGAGAGGCCAUAAUCUUCCAUGGAAACUAAAGCAAAGGACGGACAAGGAGCAAGUGAAGAAGAAGGUGUACAUCUGCCCUGAGAAGACCUGCGUACACCACGACCCGGGUCGAGCCCUCGGGGACUUAACUGGAAUCAAGAAGCAUUUCAGCAGAAAACAUGGAGAGAAGAAGUGGAAAUGCGACAAAUGUUCCAAAAAAUAUGCAGUCGUGUCGGAUUGGAAAGCUCAUAGCAAGAUUUGUGGUACCAGAGAGUACAGAUGUGACUGCGGUACCAUCUUUUCCAGAAAAGAUAGUUUCAUCACACAUAGAGCAUUUUGUGACGCUUUAGCCGAAGAAAGUGCUCGAUUUGCCUCAGUUCCACCAGCCGCAGCUGCAUAUUUGAACAAUUCCUCGGAUGCAGAAGUCAAUCUUGGAAACAUCAAACCAAAUCAUCAACAACGACUACUUGAUUGUACAUCUUCUCAACUGGAUCGACACGGUUUCAAUGUCAAUCGCAACAACAUAAAUGGCUUCACGGGACAAUCCUCCACCAACCAGCUUCCUUUAGCAGCCAACGUUUUCGCAUCUUCAUCAUCUCCAUCACCUCAUAGUGCAUCUGCUUUGCUUCAAAAUCUAUGGCAAUUACAAGGACAAUCAUAUCAGCAGUUGCUACUCAACAAAAACAACAACAACAUUAUACAAAAUGGAAUGCCCAAUAAUCAAGAAGAUCAUGACACUAUAAAAAGGGAAUUAGUAAUUAAUGGUUCUUUGUUUUCUUCGGAAGCACGCACCAGUUAUAACCAAAACGGUGGACAGGAAAUAGCCUCGAUGUCAGCCACGGCAUUGCUGCAGAUGGCGGCUCAAAUGGGCUCAAAGAGAUCGUCAUCAAGCUCCAACAAUGGCAUGGCUUUUGGUCUAAUGACUUCCUCCAUCUUCAACAAUAAAGAAAUGGAGAAUAAAAUCAAAACUAAGGAAGUCGAUGAAAGAGGCUUCACAAGAGACUUUCUUGGUGAGGGAAGUCAAAACCGUCCGGCCAAUAUUGAUGGUCAACCAUAAUCUUCCAACCACUACGACGGCACACCAACCACCGAAUCACAAAACAUAAACUAUAAUCAACGUGACGAGCGGAUACAUUAAGCCUGGCAGCACAAAAUGAAGAAAAUUGUGAAAGAAGCUAUUCUGACUCGGAACUCGGAGAGAAUCUCUGAGUCAACUCGGUCCUGAACACUGGGUCCUCUCGCUUGAGAAA